Molecule: messenger RNA, 876 nt
Organism: Pieris napi
Lineage: Eukaryota; Metazoa; Arthropoda; Insecta; Lepidoptera; Pieridae
Exons: 3
Coding region: 173-796 (207 amino acids)
Biological process (GO): protein import into nucleus
Cellular component (GO): nucleus
Source: RefSeq, a predicted model, not a curated record
UAUUUUGACUUACUUUUUUAGUUUAACUUAUAAGUUAUUUUCAAUGUCUAUCUAUGACAAUGAUAAAGUAGCGUCAAGGUUUUCAAAGAAUUGUUCAUGUUGAAAAAUUCGGAAUAUUUUAAUUAUUACACUUAUUAAAAUAAAUAAAUUAAAGACUAUUAGAGUAAAGAAAAUGCAGUCACUCCAAGCUUCAUCUCCAGCAAUGUCUCCUUCUUACAAAAACUUGAAGUACAAGCAUUGCCAUUCACCAGUCGAAUUAAAAGAAAAAAUGCGAAAGGAUUACAAGACCAAGAUUCAGCACUGUAGAGAUAUGCUGUUAAACAGGUUUAGAGAAUCCAAUGUAGAGAAUGAACUUCAAUGCACAUUAAAUGAGUUAUAUAAAAAAACCUUUAAUUUUACUGAAACAUUAUCUUUAAAUGAAGAAGAAAAUGAACUAUUAGAGGAAAUAAAAAAUGAACUAAUUCAAGAAGAGCUUAAAUGGUUGAAUGAAGAAUAUGAAAAAUCACAAAUGGACAACAUUGAUUGGUCUUCAUAUCAAGUUGAAGACCAUGUUAUUUGCCCAAUUUGCCAAAAAAAUAAUCUCAAACUUUAUGACGGGCUACUUAAAUGUGACAUAUGCCAUAUGGAGAUAAGGACCCAAAUAACAUCUCUAACAGAAAUCAAAAGUAAUAUUUUUAGAUCAAUGGACAAACAUACUUCUGAAUGUGAUACCCAGUUUUCAAUCAUUUCUGAAGGAGACCAAAGCCAUAUUUAUCUAAUAUGUGAUAGUUGUUUGGACAUACAAUUAAUUGUUUAAAUAAUAAGUUUUCCACUAAUACCUAAUUUAAUUACAUAUUUAAUUGUUACCUAAAAUUGGUUUGUUUGAAAAUUUAAGAU